GCCUGACCGCCGCUCGCGGCGGUAGCCAGUUGUUUCUUAUCAUGGUCAAAUUCAAGUCUAUAAUGCUGUCAACAUUUAUAUCAGUGUUUAUAAUGUUAACCAUUUUAGCGAGUAUAAGUGGAGAUUGGGUGUUUAAUAGCAUAUUAAAUCAUUCUGUUUCAUGUGACCACAACAAAACUCUAAACAGAGAUGUAUCCAGAGUCCAAGUAUACUUCUACGACUUCAAGAACAAUUAUAACAACAGCUACCCCAUUGACACUGCCGCAGAAGAGCUCACCAAAUCAUAUAAUCUAGACGUUACCAGGAAACUAGUCUUCUUCGUCCCUGGCUUCAAGUCAAACAUAACCAGAAAAACGGAAGAACUUAUCAGACAAACCUUCAAGGAUGUACAAGAUACCUAUCUUAUCAUUAUAGAUCAUUCUCCAUACACUUCUCUGGUCCACGGCAAAUCAGACAGCUAUGGCUACGGCAGAGCAGUAUCCCAUGUAUACUAUAUCGGGAAAGCACUAGGAAAAUUCUUAUCUGAUUUGAGAGCGAAAGGAUUUCCAUCUUCGAAAAUUCAUUGCGUUGGCCACAGUUUGGGAAGCCAGAUCUUGGGCAACGCUGGUUACGAAUUCAAUAUGCUGACCAAAGAGAAGGUUUGGAGAAUAACUGGGAUAGAUCCUGCCGGUCCUUGCUUCUCAAACAGUUUUAUCGAAGAGCAGAUCCGCUCAGGGCUUGCGGAAUACGUGGAGGUAUACCACUGUAAUGCCGGCGGAUUAGGAACAACGAGUGUCUUAGCUGACGCGGAUUUUUUCCUUAAUAAAGGGUAUAAGCAGCCUGAUUGCAACGAAGGACUUGUACCGGUGAAAGGAGACUCUGACCAAGCGAAAUGUAGUCACAAAGCUUGCGUCACGCUCUGGGCUAAGACGGUCCACCACCCUGGAGCGUAUUUGGCGUGGGCGUGCGAUUCAUAUAAGUCCUUCUCAAAAGGAAAGUGUGCUGGCAAUGAAGUUACUAUUGCUGGAUAUUCAAACCCUGGGAACGCUACUGGAGUGUUUUAUGCGUCUACUGGUGGAUAUGGAAUUUAAUAUGUUGUGGAAAACCAAUUUGUUGUUGUGGAAAAUAUAGCGUCUGUCUUUCAUAAGAUCACAUAUUCUUGUAAUUAGGUAGUACAUAUAGGCCUAAAUAAAUUAACUUGCAUAUGUUUUACUGGUGUUAAGGCUAAAUUAAAAACUUAUUUUAAUAUCGCUUCAUGACACUAAAACUUUGAUGUAUUAAACUGUAUAGGUGUGAAGGUUAGAUCUCUCCUUUUUCCACCGACAAAUUGCCUUCCCACAUUGUAAUAGUUGAUUUUUAAAAUAUCAUGAUUAGGUAGACUAGAAAUCUACUAGUUAGAGACUGAUUGUUGAUUUCGCUAUCAACUUGACAUUAAAUACUACCGUAAAA
This is a messenger RNA of Cydia fagiglandana, 1428 nucleotides long. RefSeq names its product lipase member H-like. The record is from RefSeq and is a predicted model, not a curated record. The transcript is spliced from 2 exons. Gene Ontology annotation, molecular function: lipase activity. The coding region runs from base 42 to 1070 and encodes 342 amino acids. Gene Ontology annotation, biological process: lipid catabolic process. Lineage: Eukaryota; Metazoa; Arthropoda; Insecta; Lepidoptera; Tortricidae.